GCGCUAUACUACGAAUACGUCGGGUGGCGACGCGCCGACCCGUCGCGUGCUAGUGUUGUGUCACAGCGGUGGGCCAGGUCGGUUUCGAGAUUUAUUCGUUCCGACUCAACCAUGGCUCUCAACUCGGACGGUGAACAGAAAUCGAACCUGGUCCUCCGCGUAGACCAGGAUUCUGACUCGGUUUUGCAGUCAUUAUUCGACACAGUGCUCAAGCCCGACUCUAAACGACCGCUACAGGUGCCUCUGCGUAUGCGACAGCUUCCGAAGUCGUUCUUUAACCCGCCGUCGACCGGUUCCAAGUCGCCAUCUGUCUCUCACUCGCGAGAAAACUCGGCCGAUUCGGCAUUCGGAUCGUCGUCCGCGACUGGAUCCGCUCCAGUGUCCCAUUCACGAGCACACUCCUCGCCCGCAAGUCUCCAACAGACUUAUGCCGCGGGUCAGCAGAACCAACAGCCGCCGCUGCCACACCAACAUGCCAAACAAAGGUCCUACGACGUCGGAUCACAUCUUCCAGACGACCUCGGCCCUUUACCAGCUGGGUGGGAGCAAGCACGGACGCCAGAAGGACAGAUAUAUUAUCUCAAUCACAUAACAAAGACGACGACAUGGGAGGAUCCUCGCAAGACCCUCGCAGCCCAAACGAUGGCAGGGGGUGUGCAGCAUCAAAGCGCUGAAGCGUUACUCACACAGACUGUCCCCACCUCGCCACAGAUAGCUGCUGCUACCCCAGCAGCGAAGAGUACAAGCACUAACACGCCGACAGAUCCUCUCGGCCCACUGCCAGAGGGCUGGGAGCAAGCCACUACACCGGAAGGAGAGAUUUAUUUUAUCAACCAUGCCGCCAGAACGACGUCUUGGUUCGAUCCUAGAAUACCGCAACAUUUACAGCGCACGCCAGCGUCAGCGGGUGCUGCUGGGGGCGGGUGGGCGAACGCCUCGAUACAGGCUUGCCAACAAAAGUUACGGCUCCAAUCACUACAGCUUGAGAGAGAACGGCUUAAGCAACGUCAGCAGGAGAUAAGGCUCCAGCAAUCUUUAAUGGCGCGGCAAUCUUCGUCCAUCGUGACGUCGCUGGCGAACAGCGCAGGCGCGGCGAGUACGGAGCUGCCGCUGGACCCGUUCCUGUCGGGUCUGACGGACCACCAGCGACAGGAGUCCGCCGACAGCGGCCUCGGCAUGGCGGUCACGCAGUCCUACUCCAUGCCGCACACGCCUGAGGACUUCCUGGCGGGCAUGGACGACCGGAUGGACUGCACCAGUGAAGCAGGUGCUAACCUCGACAGCGCGGACAUCACGCUCGGAGACACCGACGAUUUGGUACCCUCAUUGCAAUUGGGCGAAUUCACAAAUGACAUAUUAUUAGAUGACGUGCAGUCGCUAAUAAAUUCAACGCCGAACAAACCAGACAACGUCCUUACUUGGCUGUAAACGUGCAAAGUCUCGUGGACCUUCGUCUCAACCCGCAUUGUGCAUCAACGCGUUCGCGUUCCGCACAGAAUGCCCACAAACUUUUAAAUUAGGUAUUAUCAUUAAUAUAGAAUACUUACCGCGUCUAACGUCGACGCUUUGCAACAGUGUCGACGACGAAACGGUAAUGUUGUACAUUUCACUAAGUAAAUGACAGUUUAUAGCGUAAUGUGUGUAAAUGAACGGACGGUCGAUGCGAUUUCUGUACAACUUUGUCCAUUUUUCUUACCUGUCUUAUUAAUUUAAAAAAAAUCUUUUCUUUACUAUUUUCACACUAUGUAGUGACAGGUUACCUGUACUAGUAAUAUUUGUAUGCUCAUUAACAUUUCACUGGCAUUGAGCGAUAGCGUAAGUGGCUACUCGCAAAAAAAAUAUAGCUGCAAACUCACCAGACAUAACAUACCAUAGUGUUAAAAAUAUUAUAUAGAAAAUCACUUAUUAUUGUAUUUAUGUUAUGACUAAAUAGUAAAGAAAAGAUUGUUGACAUAAUCAGAAAAGUUAGAAAAAUAUAGCAUACCUUAUUACAACGAACUUAUCAGACCCAAAAAGGUGUCCAGAGUUGUAACUAAUUUAGAACAUACCGUAGUGACCUACGAAUUGCUUUACUUGCGAUAAUAUGGACGCUGGUUUUGGGUCAGCUAACUUUGUGGGAUUAUAAAAUGACAGUAUGAGUUCAAGUGUGAUUAUUUUUUUGUUGCUUAACAAUAUCAGCCCUCUAUAAAAAUACAUUGGAGCUAUAUCUAUUGUACACACAAUACCUGUAGACCUAUAGAUAUCAUGGAGAUUCGUGUACAACUGAAUAAGCUAAAGAUUUCGAGUAGAAAUUUAGUAGAUUUAUCAUCUAUAGCCGCUUAUUAUUCAGAAUUAGUUUUCGCGUCUCGGCAUUUAUCUGAAUGAGAUACUUACGAAUGCAAGAUUCUGCAUGAUAAGCAGAUAUGUUAUAUCAAACUUAAAAUUAUACGGUAUAUGAGCAUUCAAAAUAUCAAACGUCCACUCACUCAUUCUCGUCAUUUAUUAUCCUUUACCAUUCGUAUUAGAUUUUCACGCUAGCAAUAAUUUUUUUCAAGUAUCGAAACCUGUUGAGGUAAAAAAGUAAACUUCAUUUUCCUUAUUUGCAAGCUGUUCCGAUUUUUAUUGUGAAAACAAUUCUGAGCUCUCUUCUUAGUCAACGAAUGACGAAAUAAGCAUUACAAUAAGAAAAAUUUCAUCUAUUUUACUUUAACAUUUCGAUACGCAGAAUAGAUUAAAAUUGCGAGUGUACUAAUUUAAUAUCAAAGGUAUUGUUCAAAAGGAUGAUCAGUUCGCAGUUUCGAUUUAAGCCCGUAUAAUACAAAUACCCUAAGUGUAUAGUUCAAUGUUUACUAUAGCGUAAAUCUGUUAUUUAUUUCAACGUUGGAGGUUCAACGUUCAAAAUUUGACAUCUCCAUACAAAUUUGACAGAUUAACGUUAAUUCAAAGUUAAGUUUAUUAACUUCAGUUACAGGGGCUGAGUUUUAUGUCGCAGCAUUGUGUUAACUGAUUGUUAAUUGCUUGUAGUAAGGUUCGGUUGUUCGACAAUCGAGCGCAAAAGAGCACCUGCGGUCUUUGCAAAGCUUCUUUCUUUGCUGAAAGAAGUAACAUUGCUAUGUAAUUAAAAACUAAUUGUGAGUUAGGUUCCCAUACUCUUUCGAACAGACUAUCGGAAAUCCUUUCCUCCACAAAAGUAUGAUGAGAUGGGAAGACGAUUAAUGUUAUAUUAUCGAUGUAAUUUAGAUUGUGAUACCAUCUUGACGUAACAGUGCCUUAUUGUGCCUUUUAUACAAUUUAUUUAUUGUGUUUUUUAAUUAAGGUAACGUUAUAUUUCUACAAUUUUUACGAUCGGACUAUUUCUAUAUGUAUUAUUAAUAUUAAUAAAAUAAAUCUACUUAUUUACUUAUAUAGUAAUGUGAAAUGUUUUGUCUACUUACACCGUCCUUGUGUAUUUUUUUCGAGAUUAUGAUUAGAAUAGUGUUAGUUAAUCGCAACCUAGUUAGUUAUUUUGGCAACUAUUAAGUUUACUUAUAUAUACUUUAUGUUUGGUUCGAGAUGAACGAUGUAUUUUACGCGUGCGUAUGGAUCCCGCUAGGUUAACAUUAGAAAAUAAUCAGUAGGUACUCAUGUAGUUGCUGCGAGAGCGCUUGUAUUUCCUAAUCAGAAUAUGUUUGCCUUGUAAGUGCGUUUGUAUUUCCUGUGAGAUUGUAUUAUGCUCCGUUGCCUAGUAAGCGAAAACAAUUAAUACGUGGAAAGCGCAUUCAACGUACGUUUUCUAUCUCACACAGUACUCAACGAUUCAAAAUUUAAAACUUUAAUACUAUAUUUGACAAGCUCACGGCUUUACUUUUUAAUUUUCUGAGAUACUUAAAAGUGAUUCUUUUUUACAAAAGUUUGCCUAUUCAAAAUCAAGUCUUAGCCCACCUAGUCUCUAGAAUUUUUACGAAUUCAGUUAGAUGUUUUGAAAAUAAUGUUGAAAUUAGGCCUUAAAAUUUAAUUAAACAUACUACAUUGAAAACUUUGCCAUAUUAGUAAAAGUACUUUAAUCUUGUAAGACUUUAAUAUAAUUUUUCAUUUAUAUAAAUAAAUAGCAAUAAAUAUCAACUGUGUAACUAU
Messenger RNA from Pararge aegeria (speckled wood butterfly), 4092 nucleotides. RefSeq names its product transcriptional coactivator yorkie (gene yki). Lineage: Eukaryota; Metazoa; Arthropoda; Insecta; Lepidoptera; Nymphalidae. The record is from RefSeq and is a predicted model, not a curated record. Bases 112 to 1428 code for a protein of 438 amino acids. Gene Ontology annotation, cellular component: nucleus; cytoplasm. Gene Ontology annotation, molecular function: protein binding; transcription coactivator activity. Gene Ontology annotation, biological process: positive regulation of transcription by RNA polymerase II; hippo signaling. The transcript has 6 exons.